UAUGUCACCAUCGUCUCUGGUCUCUGUGUUUCACGGCUGCCCCGUUUUUAUUCAGGAACAUUCCCGCUGCUACAGCAACUGCUUUUUCACCUACACGGAGAACAACCGGACAUUGACAUUUGACCUCAGUCCCAUGAGCGAUGUAGGUUCUCUGGUCAUCGGGCCAAGCUUCACCUCCAAAGGCACAAAGUACCUCCACCUGUUUAACGUCAGCCUCUGUGGCCAUGAGGGAAAACGAGCCACCAUCUGCACCAACAACGUCACCAACGUGUCAAGCAAAGACGACCAGAGCGACCUGAGUUUGUCAACGCGGUGGACAGUUUCAUCUGUCAAUCAACCAUCAUCCCAGCAGAUGGGCGGGGCUUCAGGAUGGCCAUUUCCUCCCAGUCCAUCAGCCUGGCAGACACUUUCAUCGGAGCAACGGUGGAUCCUGUUCUAAAUGGAGUAAAUGCCAAACUGGACCUGUUCCUGGAAAAUCUACAUGAUGUUCCUGACAUCAACUUCUUCUACAGGUCAACACAGGCCACAGCGUCAUGUGAUCAGGGUCGAAGUUCUGUCGUCACAGUUCGCUGUAGCCCGGAAAAGUCGGAGCGAGGGGAACUCUCCGUACCCAGCUGGCGUCCUGCAGGAACAUGUGAUGGAUGCACGUUUCACUUCCUGUGGGAGAGCGCCAGCACCUGCCCACUCUGCACCGAGGACGACUACCACCAGAUAGAGGGAGUGUGCAAAAGAGGCGUGCAGGUAAAAGAGAGAGAGACAACUCACCUGCUUCCUUCUCUGAGCCGGGAAUCACGGCACAGCAAACUGAACCGAGACCAUCAACAGGCGGCCCGCUGCACAACAGAUCCUGACAGACAUUUCAGCUCUCAUCCUUACGAAUGUUGUGACGAGUUGAAGACCUUGUACCUGGAGAAGCAGGAGGGCUGA
Messenger RNA from Nothobranchius furzeri (turquoise killifish), 927 nucleotides. RefSeq names its product endosome-lysosome associated apoptosis and autophagy regulator family member 2b (gene elapor2b). Gene Ontology annotation, cellular component: membrane. Gene Ontology annotation, biological process: positive regulation of BMP signaling pathway. The record is from RefSeq and is a predicted model, not a curated record. NCBI's taxonomy places the organism in Eukaryota, Metazoa, Chordata, Actinopteri, Cyprinodontiformes, Nothobranchiidae.